AUGUUCCAUAGAAAACGAGGCGCGGGGGCCCCCAUGGGGCCCCCCCUGACGUUUUCUUUGCGUGGAUCUGUGUGUUCAUGGGUGGGGUUGCUGUUGCUGCUGCUGCAGCAGCAGCUGCUGCUGCUGCUUGCCCCUCCUGUGGGGGCUCUUUCUCUACUUCCUCCCCCAAGAGCAGCAGCUAAUAGCAGCAGUUUGCUGCUGCCUUCUGUGUCUCUGGGGGCCCCCUCUUUGCAGGGGACCCCACGUUGGUUGGGGGCCCUCAGAGGUGGGGGGCUCUUCGGUAGCUCAGGGUCAAGCGCAGCAGCAGCAGCAGCAGCAGCAAAGGGGGGCCCCCAGGGGGGGGCCUCUGGAGGGGCCCCCUUUGGGGGGCCCCCAUCGGGUACGGGUAGUGGUGGUAAUAUUAAGAGGCCCCCCAAUCUAUUGACUUUGGGGGCCCCACACUCUUCGGAUGUUGCUGCGGUGUAUAUACACCCGAAGAGAGCUAGGGCGCUGCAGCUGCAGCCAGGAGCUCCGCUUGUAUUGCAGGGGCGUAGAAAAAGAAAAAGUGUUGGGGUUUUAAUAGAAGACAAGGAGUUGAAGGAAGAUGAGGUCUCUGUACACCCCAGGGUGUAUGCGCAGCUUAAGCUAUAUGAAGGUGACCUUCUUCUUAUAGAGCGCUUAGAUGUUUUACCAUUGGCUUCUCGGGUGUACGUGCAGAUAUUUAAUGAUAGCUUUCCAUUCCUAGGAGCAGCAGCCGCAACAGGGGGGGGCCCCCGUGGGCCCCUCGAUAAAGGGGGGCCCCCAGGGGGCCCCCAGGCUUGGGAAGCGGUGCUGCAUGCAAUAGAAAGCUUCUUUAACUCACGUCCUAGACCCCUCCGUGUUGGUGAUCAAUAUAAAAUUCCGGUGUAUGUACAGGGGAGACGAGGAGAAGAAAGAAGUGGUAAUAAUGCUGGGGGGCCCCCCUUGGGGGGGGCCCCUGGGGGCCCCCAGGGUUUGCAAGAAGAAAUAGAAAUAAAGAUAAUGCGGAUAGAUGGAGAAAAUAAACACGAUUUAGAAUUUGGGUUGGUGGGGGAACAAACAACAAAAAUAAUCGGAGAAGAUGGCCUAGAUAGAGAGGCGUUUGAUUCUGCUAGCGAGGUGACCUAUGACGACUUAGGGGGCCUCAAGAAGGAAGUGCAGCUGCUUCGGGAAUAUGUUGAGCUGCCUCUUCGUUUUCCUAAUGUGUUUAAACAGAGGGGGUCCUAG
Molecule: messenger RNA, 1224 nt
Organism: Eimeria acervulina
Lineage: Eukaryota; Apicomplexa; Conoidasida; Eucoccidiorida; Eimeriidae
Exons: 3
Coding region: 1-1224 (407 amino acids)
Source: RefSeq, a predicted model, not a curated record